Messenger RNA from Penicillium subrubescens, 834 nucleotides. Its product is annotated as RibD family protein. Gene Ontology annotation, biological process: riboflavin biosynthetic process. The coding region runs from base 1 to 834 and encodes 277 amino acids. The transcript has a single exon. Gene Ontology annotation, molecular function: 5-amino-6-(5-phosphoribosylamino)uracil reductase activity. The record is from RefSeq and is a predicted model, not a curated record. NCBI's taxonomy places the organism in Eukaryota, Fungi, Ascomycota, Eurotiomycetes, Eurotiales, Aspergillaceae.
AUGUCUGCACCGGUUAGAGACGCGCUAGAAUUUCCCGAGUCAGACAGAGUCUUUCUGGAGCCUCAAUUGCCACCACGAGAUGGCUCGACUCCCCGUCCUGAUAUGCCCUUUACAACUCUCACAUUCGCAACAUCACUCGAUUCUUCGCUUGCACUAUCCCCGGGAACACGCACCGCACUAUCAGGACCUCAGUCCAAAGCAAUGACUCAUUACCUGCGAUCUCGCCAUGAUGGUAUUCUCAUUGGCGUCGGUACGGCUCUGGCUGACGAUCCAGGCCUGAAUUGCCGCAUCGCCGGGGUUGGAGGGUACGGCGGCGAGGGUUUAGACUCUCAACCACGACCCAUUGUCAUUGACCCUUCAUUGAGAUGGGAUUGUUCUGACGAUAGCAAGUUGUUUCAACUUUGCAGGGAAGGCCGGGGUCGUGCGCCUUGGAUUGUGACCACCGUGCAUGAGCCACCCACCGAGAAGGAUGCCUUGCUCAAGAGAUACGGAGGUCAAUUCAUUUCGCUCGACAUUCCGACCUCAGAGUCUGGUAAUCACCAGAUUGACUGGAAUCAACUACUUGUCACUCUGCGCUCGAAUGGUCUUCGCAGUGUCAUGAUUGAAGGCGGUGGUCAUGUCAUCAACUCAUUAUUGGAACCGUCGUAUAUGGGUCUUAUUGAUAGAGUGAUUGUGACUAUUGCGCCAACUUGGCUCGGGCAAGGGGGUGUGGUAGUUUCUCCAGCGAGGCGAUUUGAUGGAGAAGGGAACCCGAUGUCUGCUGCGAGGUUGAAGAACGUUCAGUGGUACCCUUUUGGCGAAGACGUGGUUCUGUGUGGUCAAGUCAAUGUCUAG